ACGCUCAUGCAGCCAUAAAAUCAAACACGUGUCAUUGUGGAACCCAUGGUUAAUUUUAACUUCAUGAAGAAGAUUAAAAUCCAAUCUUUUUCUAAGACCCACACGUUGAUGUCACCUUUAAAAGAAAAGUGAAAGUGACCCUUAAAUUCAACCCCACCACCAUAGUGCCAACUGACUCAAAUGUACGCGUCUAGUUUCCCAAAUUAUACACAAUAUGACCAAAAUACCCCUAGUGAACAUCAUUAUUCACAGAGUAGUGCCCUUGCAUCACGCCCUUAAAUAUGAGCCCCUUAAGCUGCCUUUCUUCCCUUUCUCCUUCUUUCCUUUCACCACUCUUAAGUUACAAACCAACCAUGCUUUCUACCCUUUCCGCUUCCAAUUUCACGGCGUUAGACGUCGAUUUAACGCCGUGGGAUUUCGAUGACGUUUUGUCAGCCUUCGAAAUACCAACCAGUCCCAAGCUCACUUCAAGUUCCGGUUCGGGUGAACCAAAUGAAAUCCGUCUUGAAGUAGAAAAACCGGGUUUUGAUGACUCGAACCGGAAUAUGGAGGAGAGAAAGAGGAAGAGAAUGAUAUCAAACCGGGAAUCAGCAAGGAGGUCACGUAUGCGUAAACAAAGGCAUCUAGAAAAUUUACGGAACCAAUUGAACCUUUUUAAGGUUAAAAAUCGGGAAUUAAAAACCGGGUUGCAAUUUCUACUUUGUCACCUUAAUCGCCUACGAACCGAAAACGAAUGGCUCCGGUCUGAACGAACCGUGCUGAGGCAAAAAUUGUCGAACAUAAGUCAAAUUUUGGUUUUUCAACCGUUCUCCACUGCAUGGCCAUGCAAUAUUGCCACAGCUGAAUAAAUUAAUUAACCUUGAUGAUAAUGAUUAACAAAGUUGAUUAAUUAUAUAACGGUCUCCGUUAAAUAUAAUGGAGAUAUAACUUGUUUUAAUUUGUAUGUGUAAGUAAAUUAGGGUGGUUACCGGUGUUUUUUUUUUGUGGAAAACGGUAAUUAAGGUUUUGGAAAAUUUUGAUGCCAUGGUUUUCAUUGUUUUUUCAAAACCAGGGUUGGCUAAUUAUGUAAUUAAAAUUUCCCUAAAAAAAUAAUUAUGUAAAAUAUUAAUUAGUGUUUUAUUUUUUUGGUAGUUCUAUAAUAUUCUUACAAUUCCAUGAAAUUAUGAAUGUUGCCUUUUUGUGGUUGCAUGUUGCUCAAAAUAUUGAU
Messenger RNA from Cicer arietinum (chickpea), 1207 nucleotides. The record is from RefSeq and is a predicted model, not a curated record. NCBI's taxonomy places the organism in Eukaryota, Viridiplantae, Streptophyta, Magnoliopsida, Fabales, Fabaceae.